GCGGCUAGGCUACUUUCCCGGGAGUUUGGGGAUAUCCCUGUUCUUGUGAUCUUUGUCCUGGUCCUUGGCUUCCGGGAGGCCGGCGGGACCCGAGCAGCGGGUACCUGACUGCCCGGCGCGGGCGGCUGCCAUGGCGACGGUGCAGGCGGCUUACAGCUCGGAGGAGAGCGGGCGACGGGCGCGCCGGGAUCCCGCGGCCGAGGACGCGUCUCCGCCGGUGCUAUUGCUCAGCCACUUCUGCGCCGUUCCCUUCCUCUGUUUCGGGGAUGUCCGCGUGGGUACGUCGCGUACGCGGUCUCUGGUCCUGCACAACCCGCACGCGGAGCCUCUGCAUGUGGAGCUGUCGCUGCUGCGCGCCGCAGGCCAGGGCUUCAGCGCGUCGCCGAACCGCUGCGAGCUGCAGCCUAAAGAAAAGAUUACCAUUUCUGUUACCUGGACACCACUGAAAGAAGGGGGAGUAAGGGAGAUUGUGACAUUUCUUGUAAAUGAUUUUCUGAAGCACCAGGCUGUAUUGUUAGGAAAUGCAGAAGAGCAGAGGAAGAAAAAGAGAAGUCUUUGGAAUACCAGUAAGAAGAUUCCAGCCUCUUCAAAAUAUACCAAAAGGACCUCCAAAAACCAAAAUUUUAAUGAAUCGUUUACUAUUUCACAAAAAGUUGACAGAAUUAGGAGCCCACUGCAGCCUUGUGAAAAUCUGGCUAUGAGUGAAUGCUGCUCCCCAACAGAAAACAGUUCUUUACCCCUUGAAGAAAACAAAGUGCCCACCUCAUCCAUCAGCCCUAUUAGAGAAUGCCAGAGUGAAGCUUGCUUGUCACUGUUUUCCCCCGGACCCACUGCCUAUUCGUCUCUUCAUGAAUCCGAAAAUGCACGAAAUUCAAAAGUACAAGAUGCCAGCAUUUCAAAAAAUUUUGAUUUUAACGAGGAAGUUACAAAUGAAACUUUUAUUAAUCCCAUUAGCGUUAGUCACCACAGUGAGGGGGAUAGUAAACUUGCUCUGACCCCAAACUGUUCUUCGCCUUUGAAUAUUGCACAAACCCAAAUGCAUUUUUUAAGUCCAGAUUCUUUUGAAAACGACAGCUAUACAUCUGAUAAUGGCCUGAGAUCAAUGAAAAAUGUUUUAUCAGAUACAUUUAAGAAAGAUCCCUCAGAAUCUGUAUGUCUGGAAUCCCAAACUGUACAUGAAGUUUGCCAAACAAUCUUAAGCCCAGAGUCUUUUCUAAAUGAUAAUUAUGGACUUAAGAAAGGUCUAAACUUAGAAUCCGUCAAUCCUGUUUUAUCUCCAACCCAAUUUGUAAAGGAUAACAUGGUCCACGUAGGGCAGCAAAUGGGUGAGCUAUCACCAUUGCCAGCUAAACCGUCUCAGGACCGGAGAGUAAAUGAAGGCUUGGCGGAUAACCCCAAGGGUCAGCAUGCACAAACUCCCAGCAGUAAAUCUGAACAACAAAACCCUGGAGAAAUGAAUUUACAUAACUAUGGUUUUACAAAGCAAAAACCCAAGAUUUCUGAGCUUCAAGAUGCUUUUUGUAACCAGAGCAAACAACUGAAAAAGAGACGUCCAAUUCUCUCCGCCACUGUUACCAAAAGGAAGCCCACCAAUGCCAGAGAAAAGCUACCUGAGAUUAACAAACCAAAUGCAAAAAGGAGUCUCGAAGGUGUAGUAGGAGAAUGUGGAAAAGAAGUGGAUAAGCUAAAAGAGAAAGCCUUUCAUUCUUCUCUUCCAGUUGUAGAGGCAGUAAUAAAUAAACCUCCAAGUUAUAGAAAUGAAGUAACACCUUCAACUGUUGUAAUCGCCCGCAAAAGAAAGAGCAGUGGGACCGUGGGAGACACAAGUGGAAAGCUGGCUGUUGCAGAAUGGAUGGACGUGUGUGAAAUCAAACGGAUCCAUUUUUCUCCUCUGGAAUCUACACCAUCAACUGUGGCAAGAACCACAAAGAAAGAAGCACUCACUUCAAAUCGUAUAAGCAACUUGGAGCGAUCAGGCCUGAAGAAGAAAACAGAUUCAUCAAUAUUAAAAACACCUCUUUCUAAAACAAAGAGAAAGAGAAGAUCCAUUGUCCCUGUAGCACAGUCUCAUCUGACCUUUAUAAAGCCAUUAAAAGCAGCUAUUCCUAGACACCCAAUGCCAUUUGCUGCAAAGAAUAUGUUCUAUGAUGAACGCUGGAAGGAAAAACAGGAACAGGGCUUCACUUGGUGGCUAAAUUAUAUAUUAACACCUGAUGACUUCACUGUAAAAACCAAUGUUUCUAAAGUAAACGCGGCCACCCUUAUUUUGGGAGCGGAGGGCCAGCAUAAAGUAAGUGUCCCGAAAGCACCUACAAAAGAGGAAGUGUCUCUCAGAGCUUACACCGCCAGCUGCAGGCUGAAUAGAUUACGUCGUACAGCUUGCUCCUUGUUUACUUCUGAAAAAAUGGUUAAAGCUAUUAAAAAGAUUGAAAUUGAAAUCGAAGUUGGGCGGCUACUUGUUCGAAAAGAUCGACACCUCUGGAAAGAUAUUGGACAACGCCAAAAAGUACUGAAUUGGCUCUUGUCAUAUAAUCCUCUGUGGCUUCGAAUUGGUCUAGAGACAGUUUUUGGAGAACUGAUUCCUCUCGCAGACAACAGUGACAUCACAGGAUUGGCGAUGUUCAUUCUGAAUCGCUUACUUUGGAAUCCUGACAUAGCGGCUGAAUAUAGACACCCCACUGUCCCUCUCCUGUUUCGGGAUGGUCAUGAAGCAGCUUUGUCUAAGUUCACAUUGAAAAAGUUACUGUUGUUGAUCUGUUUCCUUGACCAUGCUAAAAUUUCCAGACUUAUUGAUCAUGAUCCGUGUCUCUUUUGUAAAGAUGCUGAAUUCAAGGCUAGUAAAGAGCUCCUUCUAGCCUUUUCACGAGACUUCCUAAGUGGUGAAGGUGACCUUUCUCGUCACCUUAGCUUAUUGGGGUUGCCUGUGAGCCACGUUCAGACACCACUUGAUGAAUUUGAUUUUGCUGUUACGAAUCUUGCAGUGGACUUGCAGUGUGGGGUUCGCCUUGUGCGAACUAUAGAGCUUCUGACCCAGAACUGGAAUCUGUCAGACAAACUCAGGAUUCCUGCAAUAAGUCGAGUUCAAAAGAUGCACAAUGUUGAUCUUGUUCUUCAGGUUCUCAAAUCACGAGGAGUUUCUCUGACGGAUGAGCACGGAAACACUAUCUUGUCUAAGGAUAUCGUGGAUAGGCACAGAGAGAAAACCCUUGGGUUGCUUUGGAAAAUAGCAUUUGCUUUCCAGGUGGAUAUUUCCCUUAAUUUAAAUCAACUAAAGGAAGAAAUUGAUUUUCUAAAGCACACACACAAUAUAAAGACAGCUAUGUCUGCACUAAUAUGCUCUUCUCCAGCGGUUACUAAGAAGCAAAAAGACAGACGGUUUAGUGGGAACUUUGAACACUAUGGUGACAGUGUGAAGCUAUUGAUGGACUGGGUAAAUGCAGUUUGCGCCUUCUAUAAUAAAAAGGUGGAGAAUUUUACAGUGUCUUUCUCAGAUGGCCGUGUGCUAUGCUAUUUGAUCCACCAUUACCACCCGGGCUAUGUUCCUUUCGAUGCUAUAUGCCAGCGCACCACUCAGUCCGUGGCCUGCACACAGACUGGUUCAGUGGUAUUGAAUUCCUCAUCCGAAUCUGAAGGCGGUUGUCUGGAUCUGUCUCUGGAAGCACUUGAUCAUGAAAGUACUCCAGAAAUGUACAAAGAGCUUCUAGAAAACGAAAAGAAAAAUUUUCAUCUGGUGAGAUCUGCAGCUAGAGAUCUUGGAGGAAUACCUGCUAUGAUUCAUCAUGCAGAUAUGUCAAAUACCAUCCCAGACGAGAAGGUGGUUAUCACCUACUUGUCAUUUCUUUGUGCACGGCUUUUGGAUCUCCGUAAAGAAAUAAGAGCUGCCCGACUUAUACAGAUAACCUGGAGAAAAUAUAAACUAAAAAGAGACCUGAAAGACCGUCAGGAAAGAGACAAAGCUGCUAGAAUUAUUCAGGCAGUCGUUCUCAAUUUUCUAACUAGAAGAAGAUUGCAAAAGAGAGUCAGUGCAGCGCUCGUCAUUCAAACAUGUUGGCGAAGAGUCUCAGCACAGAGGAAGUUGCUGAUGCUGAAGAAUGAAAAACUGGCAAAACUUCACAGUGCAUCAGCAUCACUGAUUCAGGCUCACUGGAGAAGACACUCCACCAGAAAACACUUCCUGAAGUUGAAACACUGUUCCGUCAUCCUUCAGUCCAGGUUAAGAAUGAAAAUCGCCCUUACAUCUUACAAGCGAUAUCGUUGGGCCACGGUUACCAUCCAGAGGCGUUGGCGCGCCCAUUUAAGUAGAAAACGAGAUCAGCAGAGAUUCAGAAAGCUGAAAUCUGCAUCCCUUGUAAUCCAGUCUGUGUUCAGACGGUGGAAGCGACGCAAGCUGCAGCUCCAAACCAAAGCCGCGGUGACAUUGCAGCGAGCUUUUAGAGAAUGGCGUUGCAGGAAACAGACACGAGAAAGGGCCGCUGUUGUGAUACAGUCGUGGUACAGAAUGCACAGGGAAUUGCAGAAGUACAUUUACAUUAGGUCUUGUGUUGUAGUCAUCCAGAGAAGAGUUCGGUGCUUUCACGCCCAAAAGUUAUGUAAGAGAAGGAAAGACGCUGUCCUGACUCUCCAGAAGCACUUCAGGGCCCGUCAGAUGGGGAAGUUAGCGCGCACUGACUAUUUGCAGAAGCGAGCGGCUGCCAUUCAACUGCAGGCUGCCUUCAGGGGCAUGAAGGCUCGCCGUUCAUACCGUUUGCAAAUUCAAGCUGCCUGUGUUCUUCAGUCCUAUUGGAGAAUGAGACAGGGAAGAGUUAAAUUCUUAAAUCUUAAAAAGACUGUUAUCAAAUUGCAAGCACACAUAAGAAAACACCAACAACUACAGAAAUAUCAGAAGAUAAAGAAAGCAGCUGUUACAAUUCAGACUCAUUUCCGAGCUUCCAUUUCAGCCAGGAAGAGUCUAGCAUCUUACCAGAAAACAAGGUCUUCAGUCAUUGUUCUACAGUCUGCAUAUAGAGGGAUGCAAGCCAGGAAAACAUUUCGUCGUGCUUUAACAUCUGUAGUAAAGAUUCAGUCAUGUUAUCGGGCUUAUAUCUCCAGAAAGAAGUUUCGGAGCUUGAGGAAUGCUGCAGUAAAGCUGCAGUCAAUUGUCAAAAUGAAACAGUCACGUAAGCAGUAUUUACAGGUAAGAGCCGCUGCGGUAUUUAUCCAGCGGUGGUACCGUUCCCAAAAGAGAAAAGAGUCUGUACAGGUGCGCGAAGCCUGUAUCAAACUGCAGUCGUACUUCAGAGGAUGCCUGGUCAGAAAGCAGAUGAGGCUGCAAAGCAAGGCUGCCAUUUCUCUGCAGUCUUACUUCAGGAUGUGGAGAGUGAGGCAGCGCUACCUGAAGACGCGCAAGGCGGCUCUUGUCAUUCAGACUUUCUACAGUGCCUACCGAGCACAAGUCCAUCAGAGGAAGAUCUUCCUGCAGGUCAAAGGAGCAGCUGUUUGUUUGCAAGCAGCUUACAGAGGCCGCAGAGCACGCCGGCAAAUCAAGCAGCAGUCUACAGCUGCCGUUACAAUUCAGAGGGUUUUUAGAGGCCACAGUCAGAGGAUGAAAUACCAGACUGUGCUUCAGUCUGCUGUGAAGGUUCAGAGAUGGUACAGGGCACACAAGGUUGCUUCUGACAUGAGAAUUCACUUUCUAAAGACAAGGGAGGCUGUCGUUGUUCUGCAGUCUGCCUGCCGUGGCUGGCAAGUUCGGCAGCAGCUCAGGAGGCAACAUCAGGCUGCAGUGAAGAUCCAGGCUGCUUUCAGAAUGGCCAGGGCCCAGAGGCAGUAUAAACUAGUGAGAAAUGCUGCAGUCGUCAUCCAGCAGCAUGUCAGGGCACGGGCUGCAGGAGAGAGGCAGCACUCGGAGUACAUCCGGCUCCGUCACGCCGCCCUGGUGUUUCAGGCUACGUGGAAGGGAAAGAUGCUGAGGAGAGAGAUCGCACAGCGGCACCAGUGCGCGGCCCUCAUACAGUCGUACUACAGAAUGUACAGUCAGCGUAGGAAGUGGAGCCUCAUGAAAACCGCUGCUCGUCAGAUUCAGGUGUGCUAUAGGGCCUACAGAGUUGGAAAGGAACAGCGCCAUUUGUACUUGAAAACAAAGGCAGCUGUAGUAAUUUUACAGUCAGCUUACCGUGGUAUGAAAGCGAGAAGACAGAUAACUGAAUGCCACAAAGCAGCAGUCACUAUACAGUCUAAAUUUAGGGCCUACAGAACACAGAAGAAAUAUACAACCUGUAGAACUUCUGCUAUUAUAAUUCAGAGAUGGUAUCGGAAUAUUAAAAUUACCACCCAGCAACGUGAGGCAUACCUUACCUUAAAGAGAGCAGCAACUAAAGUCCAAGCUGUGUACAGAGGCAUUCAAGUAAGGAGACACAUUCAGCACAUGUACAUGGCGGCCACACUCAUUAAAGCCUUGUUUAAGAUACAGCAGUCGAGAGCAGCGGCUGUGAUCCAGGUGAGGUACAGAGCGUAUUAUCUAGGUAAAAUUCAGCAGGAAAAGUACCUGACGACUUUAAGGGCUAUUAAGACCCUUCAAGCCGGUGUCAGAGGAGCAAGAGUUAGAAAGACUUUAAGAAAGAUGCAUUUCGCAGCAACGCUCAUUCAGUCAUACUUUAGGAGACACAGACAGCGAACAUAUUUCCACCGCUUGAGGAAGGCAGCCACAGUGGUGCAGCAGAGGUACCGAGCAGUAAAGGAAGGAAGCUCUCAGUUUCAGAGGUACAGCAGACUGAGGCGUUCUGUAAUCCUCGUCCAGGCUGCCUUUAGGGGACUGAAAGCGCGGAGACACUUAAAAGCUAUGCAUUUAGCUGCUACUGUCAUUCAGAGGAGAUUCAGGACACUACUGAUGAGAAGGAAGUUCCUCUCUCUCAGGAAAACAGUCAUUUGGAUUCAGAGACAGUACCGUGCAAGACUUCACGCCAAGUAUUGCCGACAACAAUUACUGUUGGAGAAGGCGGUUACAAAGAUCCAGUCAUCAUACAAAGGAUGGAUGGUAAGGAAAAGUGUGCAGAAGAUGCACAGGGCUGCUACUGUGAUUCAGGCCACUUUCCGAAUGCACAGAGCCUGUGUGAGGUACCAGCGUUUGAAGAGGGCCUCAGUUGUGAUCCAGAAGCAAUACCGAGCACACAGAACUGCAGAACUGCAGAGGCAGCUUUUUGUCAGGCAGAGACAAGCUGCUCUGACCCUUCAGGCUGCCUUUAGGGGCGUGAAAGCCAGAAACCAUUUGAAGACUAUGCAUGCUUCUGCAACCCUUAUUCAGAGUAAAUUUAGAGCUAGAAUAGUAAGGAGACAAUUCCUUGCUCUCAGAAAAGCUGCUAUAUUCGUGCAGAGGAAAUACAGAGCCACCCUUUAUGCCAAGCAUAAAUUGCACCAAUUCUUGCAGUUACGAAAGGCAGCCAUUACAAUACAGUCCUCUUUUCGAAGACUGAUGGUCAAAAAGCAGUUACAAGAAAGGCACAGGGCUGCGGCUCUCAUCCAGGCUACGUUUAGAAUGCACAGAACUUACGUUAGGUUUCACCUUUGGAAGCGUGCCUCAAUUAGAAUUCAACAGCAUUAUCGAACAUACAGAACUAGAAAACUGCAAAGAGAACAACUCAGCAGAGAAGAACACCGUGCUGCUGUCAGAAUACAAAGCACAUACAGGAUGCAUAGGCAGCGCUGUGUCUACCAGCAGCUUCGGUGGGCAGCAAAAGUGAUACAAAAGAAAUACAGAGCAAAUAAGAGACGGCAAGAUCUGCCCAUGGCAUGUAAGGAAGAAACACCUCUUACUCAGAUGCAUUUUCAGGGCUCAAACAUGGCCAAACAAGUUCAGCUGCAGCAUGACGCUGCUGUGAUUAUACAGAAGCAUUUUAGAGCCUUUAAAGCAAGGAGGCUGGUGGAGGCUGAAAGAGGCUCCCAGGCUGUGUGGAGAACAUCUGAAGCUCGGCAGGACUUACGCAGAGGGGAAGCUGCCUGCAGGAUUCAAGCUUGGUAUAGGCGCUGCAGAGUGCGCAGGAGAUACCUAACUUUAUUGAAAGCUGUUAAAACCAUCCAAGGUUACUUCUAUGCGAAGCAGGAGAGAACGAGGUUCUUGAAGAUGAGGGCAGCGGCUAUCAUAAUUCAAAGGAAGUGGAGAGCUGCACUCUGUGCAAGAGCAGCAUGUGAGAGUUUGACCUUAAAAAGACAUGGAGCCGCUUGUGUGAUCCAGGCCCACUUUAGAGGCUAUAAGGGGAGGCAGUCCUUCCGACAGCAGAGGUCUGCUGCUUUAACCAUACAGAGAUAUGUACGAGCCUCGGUGGCUGCGAGGCAGGAGAGGACAAAGUACGUCCAGUUUAAGAAGUCUGCAGUUGUUUUACAGGCAUUGGUGCGUGGCUGGUUAGCAAGAAAAAGAGUUUCAGAACAGAAAGCCAACAUUCGACGUUUCCGCUUUAUAGCAGCUGCAUACUGUCACAUGUGUGCUCUUAGAAUCCAGCGAGCUUAUAGACGCCACGUGGCUAUGAGGAAUGCUAAGAAGCAUGUUAAUUCAGUCAUCGUUAUUCAGAGAUGGUUUCGAAGAAGAUUACAGCAGCAGAGGUUCAUUGAGCAAUAUCGUAAGAUCAUGGCAGCUGAGCGUGACGUUCAAGCUCGUCGGCACCAGCAGGACAGGGCUGCAUCAGUGAUUCAGAAGGCAGUGCGCCGCUUUCUCCUGAGCAGAAGACAGCAAAAGGUCAACAGCAGCGCCACUAGAAUUCAGGCAUUAUGGAGAGGCUAUGCUUCAAGGAAGAAAAAUGAUCGCACAGAAAUUAAAGCUAUUCGACAAAGCCUUCGCGCUGUCAGCAGGAACGUGGAGGAGGAAAACAAGCUGUACAGAAGAACUGAGCGUGCCCUUCAUCACCUGCUCACGUACAAGCACUUGUCGGCCAUUCUGGAAGCCAUGAAGCACCUGGAGGUUGUUACCAGGUUAUCUCCCCUUUGCUGUGAGAACAUGGCUGAAAGCGGAGCAGUGUCUACCGUCUUCGUGGUGAUCCGCAGCUGUAAUCGCAGUGUUCCUUGCAUGGAAGUUGUUGGAUGUGCUGUCCAAGUCCUGCUGAAUGUGGCAAAGUAUGAUAAGACGAUCUCAGCUGUUUACGAUGCUGAAAACUGUGUGGACACACUGCUGGAGCUGCUGCAGGCGUACCGGGAGAAGCCUGGUGACCGAGUUGCCGAGAAGAGUGCCAGCAUUUUCACAAGGACGUGCUGUUUAUUAGCUGUGCUGUUGAAGACAGAGCAGUGUGCUUUUGAUGCACAAAGUAGAUCAAAAGUCAUUGAUCGUAUUUAUCGUCUCUACAAAUUUACAGUUCCUAAGCAUAAAGUGAAUACACAGGGAUUAUUUGAUAAGCAGAAGCAGAAUUCCUGUAUAGGCUUUCCUUUUAUACCAGAAAGAUCUAUAAAGACCAGGAUAGUUUCAAGACUUAAGCCACAGUGGGUUUUGAGGCGUGAUAAUAUGGAAGAAAUCACAAAUUCCCUGCAAGCUAUUCAACUGGUGAUGGAUACCCUUGGAAUUCCUUAUUGCUAAAAGGAAACAUUUUCAGUGUGGGACCAAAAAAAAAACUUAUGCAAUCAUGGAUACCUGGAGCAGUUUUUACUGUCAGUGUAAACUGUUUAGAUAUGACUUUGUGUAAAAAUAAAUAUGUAUAUAUUACAAGUUACUAAGUUGUUUAAUGAAUUCAUUUUUACUGUUUUUAAUUUUUGAGAUUAUAAUUUAAAUACA
Molecule: messenger RNA, 9727 nt
Organism: Rattus norvegicus (Norway rat)
Lineage: Eukaryota; Metazoa; Chordata; Mammalia; Rodentia; Muridae
Gene: Aspm
Product: assembly factor for spindle microtubules
Exons: 28
Coding region: 131-9532 (3133 amino acids)
Biological process (GO): spindle localization; spindle organization; regulation of meiotic cell cycle
Cellular component (GO): nucleus; microtubule minus-end; midbody
Molecular function (GO): calmodulin binding
Source: RefSeq, marked validated